Penicillium paradoxum is the source of this 2079-nucleotide messenger RNA. RefSeq names its product acetoacetate--CoA ligase family protein. NCBI's taxonomy places the organism in Eukaryota, Fungi, Ascomycota, Eurotiomycetes, Eurotiales, Aspergillaceae. Gene Ontology annotation, molecular function: acetoacetate-CoA ligase activity. The record is from RefSeq and is a predicted model, not a curated record. The transcript has 2 exons. Gene Ontology annotation, cellular component: cytosol. The coding region runs from base 1 to 2079 and encodes 692 amino acids. Gene Ontology annotation, biological process: lipid metabolic process.
AUGCCUCACAUUGACGAGACCGUUGAUCUGGAGGUCAAGGAGCUGUGGCGGCCCUCCUCUCCUCAAUCAACCCAGAUUUAUGAUUUUAUGACCCAAGUGAACACGGAGCAUGACUUGUCACUGAAUGAUUACAAUGCCCUGUGGAAGUGGAGUGUUUCCGAGCCAGCCCAGUUCUGGGAAAAAAUCUGGCAUUACACAAAUAUCAAGGCCCACAAGCCAUACGACAAGGUUCUUGAUUCAAAAGAUGUGCUAUUCCCCAGACCUGCAUUCUUUGAAGGUAGCACUCUGAAUUUCGCCGAGAAUCUCCUCUAUCCCGCCGCUUCGCCGGAUGAGGAUUCUGUGGCAGUGAUUAGCGUUACUGAAGUAGCCCGCGAAUUCGUUUCAUGGAAGCAGCUGCGAGAGCGCGUCCGCGUGUGUGCCAAUGCUCUGAAAGAAGCAGGCCUGCAGACCGGUGAUCGUGUUGCCGGCUUUGUAGGCAACCAUGUCAACACUGUCGUGGCAAUGUUGGCUACAGCCUCAAUUGGUGCCUUCUGGACCGGCGUGUCACCAGACACUGGUGUGCAUGCAGUUCUCGAGCGGUUGAAGCAGAUUGAGCCCAAGGUCUUCUUUGUAGACAAUGGCUCUUUCUACAAUGGCAAGGUCCACCCCUCACAUGCUAAGGUGUUGGAGAUGGUCUCUGACCUGCCAGACCUUGAGCUUUUGGUGGUUCUUCCGGCUGUCCCAGACCUGGAAAGUAACAUCGAUGAACUGCGACCUGAAAAUGGGCAGGCAAAGAGUUAUAGUGAUUUCGUAUCUGGAGUCAAGAACUCCCAGGCACCAUUGGAGUUCGAAAGCCUGAGACCGGAUCAUCCUGUCUACAUCCUGUACUCGUCCGGUACGACAGGAGCACCCAAGCCUAUCGUGCAUGGCUCUUUGGGUACACUACUGCAACACAAGAAAGAGCAUGUUCUGCACUGUGAUAUUCGACCAGGUGAUCGCGUGUUCUACUUCACAACCACAACAUGGAUGAUGUGGCACUGGCUGGUGUCGGGCUUAGCCAGCGGAGCAACCAUCGUCCUGUACGAUGGUUCACCAUUCCGACCUCUCGAUAUUGAAGACGGAAAGGGAGAUAUGGCCAUGCCCCGUCUGAUUGACGAGCUCCAAAUUACCCAUUUCGGCACAUCCGCUAAAUACCUGUCACUUCUCGAACAGGCCGCCUUGAACCCGCGCAAGCAUGCCAAUAGACCAGUCUCACUCAAGACACUCAGAGCCAUCUUCAGUACUGGAUCUCCACUGGCACCGUCUACAUUCGAAUAUGUUUAUUCAUCUAUUCAUCACGAUAUCAUGCUUGGUUCCAUUACCGGUGGUACAGACAUCCUCUCUCUGUUCGCCUCCGGCUGCCCCAUUCUCCCCGUCUACAAAGGUGAAAUCCAGUGUCGCUCUUUGGGCAUGGACCUCUCAGUAUUUGAUUAUGCUGGAAAGGACAUCAGCGCAACAGGCGAACCUGGCGAUCUUGUUUGCAUCACACCAUUCCCCGCCCAACCAGUCAUGUUCUGGCCUCCCGGACCAACGGGCUUGGAGAAGUACCGGAAGAGCUACUUCGAUGCGUUCGGACCUUCAGUCUGGCACCACGGUGAUUAUGUACGCUUGAACCCACAGACCGGAGGUAUGGUCAUGCUAGGUCGCAGCGAUGGCGUCCUCAAGCCCUCCGGGGUGCGAUUUGGAAGUGCUGAGAUCUACAAUAUCCUUCUCAAGCAUUUCGCCGACGAAAUCGAAGAUUCUCUUUGCAUUGGUCGGAGACGAGAUGGUAUCGACACGGAUGAGACAGUUGUCUUGUUUGUCCGACUUGCUUCUGGCAGUGUGUCUAUGCCAGCAGAUCUCGCAGCACGCAUUCAGGCCACUAUCCGAAAGGAGCUCAGUCCCCGCCAUGUCCCUGGCGUGGUUGAUGCCUGCCCUGAGAUUCCAGUGACUUCCAACGGCAAGAAGGUCGAGAAUGCCGUCAAGCAGAUUCUCUGCGGACUUAAUAUCAAGAUCGGUGCCAGUGUUGCUAAUGCGGAAUGUCUUGAUUGGUACAGAAACUGGGCUUCGGAACACCCUUAA